AAAGUGGGAGGCCAAGUCUACGGCUGGGACUGCGAUGAGCUCGUCCUGCCGAGCGACUCGGAUGGGGAGCAAAAGAUCGACAAAUUGGGCCGCCUGCUCGGGGGUAGGGAGUACAAGAUGCCGAGCUUCACCUCGACCUUACGAGCGAACCCGCACAAAGUCUACUUCCUCGCAGUAGACGCAGCUCGCGCCGUUGGGUUCCGCGACUCCCUCACCUUCUUCCGCUCAGACGUUCGUCUGAUCCGUAUCAAUCUGCUACCCCAGGAGCGCGAGGACCUCAUAGCCGCUGGAAGGCUGCACGGCCAGCAAAAGGGGCGCAACGUAACCUUUGUAGCUGCGCGUAACAUGUUCAAGAUCUUCGGCGCAAAGACGGUUCGCAACGGUCGGGCGGUCGUGGACGACUAUUACGAGGCGGAGGCUCGCGCCAAGCUGGAGAAGUUGGGAAGAGCCGAUAAAGCUGGUCAACUCGUACCCGAUACGGACGUACGUCGAGCAGCAGAGCGUAGACGUGACGACGAUCGAACGCGUGAUCGUACGCGUCGCCCUCCCGACUCCUUCGACUACGUGAGCUCGGAUGCGCAGGGUCGAAUGGUCAAGACCGUCUUUGGAGAUAACGGGGCGAGUCCAUUUAUGCGAAGUAGGAAUUGGCCGCAGAGGCGACAGAAUCAACAUCGGGCAGAUCUGAGCGAGGAGAAUUGGCUGCUUGAGAUGAGUAGGAAUGUUGUGGGGAUGAACAGGGAGUUGGCCGAGAAUCGAUUGGAGAGGUUGGUGCGAUUUCAGAGGGCAGGGGGAGAGAGGGACGCAGAGAUGGCCUCUUCACUCCAUCACGACGGCGACGACCACGAUGGCGACGGUGACGGCGACGAAUCUGGCACGGCGAAGCGCUCUCGCCCCUCAGACCUCGCGGCGCACCACCUCCCCCCUCUCGGGCUGUACGACCCUACGACGAACACACCGCACUACGCCCUCGCCACCCAGCCCAAGAAGGCGCGCAUAGACAAGCUGGCUGCCCGCCCCCUCCUCCCCGGCAUCAAGGACAGCGGAGGGGACGGAAGGCCCGUUGUAGGCGGGGAGUCCAAGGUCGGGACAAACGCGUGGGGCAUC
Jaminaea rosea is the source of this 1104-nucleotide messenger RNA. RefSeq lists its product as hypothetical. The record is from RefSeq and is a predicted model, not a curated record. Lineage: Eukaryota; Fungi; Basidiomycota; Exobasidiomycetes; Microstromatales. The annotation marks the transcript as partial. The transcript has a single exon.